Aureobasidium uvarum is the source of this 1484-nucleotide messenger RNA. Lineage: Eukaryota; Fungi; Ascomycota; Dothideomycetes; Dothideales; Saccotheciaceae. The record is from the annotation of a GenBank genome assembly.
CAGUGGUGGGCUUGAUCGGCAUGGGCGACAUGGGAAAGAUGUACGCUCGCCGGCUCAGUGAGGCCGGAUGGAGAGUACACGCCUGUGACCUUCCAGACAAGUAUGAUUCAUUGGUUGAAGAAUUCAAGGACAGCGUACGAAAUACCUUCCUGCCUAUACUGUAUAUAGCUCUUGCAAUGCACAACAUCUUGCUGAGGCUUUCAGCAGNNGAGAACGUAACGGUUUUCAAGAACGGCCACCAUGUCUCGCGUAGCAGUGACUAUAUCAUCUACUCUGUUGAAGCAAAGAACAUUGACGCCGUCGUCGCUGCCUAUGGUCCAUGUCUGUCAACUCCAUCUCUUGCUUCCCUUCCAUGCUGGUCGUUCUCGACACUGACAUGUCUGACUCCCAGCANNACCAAGAUGGGCGCCAUCGUCGGCGGCCAAACCUCGUGCAAAGCCCCCGAAAUGGCAGCAUUCGAAAAACACCUCCCCUCCGACGUUGAAAUCGUUUCUUGUCACUCCUUGCACGGGCCCGGUGUAAACCCCAAAGGCCAACCCUUGGUCCUCAUCCAACACCGCGCCUCAGACGCCAGCUACAAUCUCGUUGCCGAAAUCCUGUCUUGCUUUGAGAGCAAGCACGUCAAACNNUUGACGGCCGAAGCCCACGAUCGCAUUACCGCAGACACACAGGCCGUCACGCAUGCAGCUUUCUUGUCCAUGGGCACUGCAUGGGCAGCCAACAAUCAGUUUCCGUGGGAAAUGCCUCGCUAUGUGGGUGGCAUUGAAAACGUCAAGAUCAACAUCACACUCCGCAUCUAUGCCAACAAGUGGCACGUCUAUGCCGGUCUGGCAAUCCUGAACCCAGCUGCCAAGCGCCAGAUCAAGCAAUACGCCGAAUCAGUGACCGAGCUGUUUAAACUGAUGCUCGGAGGCCAUAAGCAAGAGUUGAAGGAACGUAUCGAGUCAGCUCGCAAAGCAGUGUUUGGCAAUGCAGACGGCAGCAAAGAGCAUGAACUGCUGCUCCAAGACGACUUGCUCGAUCAAUUCAGUCUGGGAGAGAAACCUGCUGCCAGCGAACGAGUAAAGAACAAUCAUCUUAGUCUGUUGGCCAUGGUGGAUUGUUGGUGGAAGCUGGGGAUUGUGCCUUAUGAUCAUAUGAUUUGCUCGACACCGGUAAAGAUUUUUAAUACUCCUUNNCUCUUCCGUCUCUGGCUGGGCAUCACAGAAUACCUCUUCCGCAACCCCGAGCUGCUUGAAGAAGUCAUCGAUACCGCAAUCGACGACAACACUUUCCGCCGCGAUGACUUGGAGUUUACCUUUGCUGCUCGAGUAANNGACUGGUCCGAACGUGUCUCCUUUGGCAACAUGGACGGCUACCGCAGCAAAUUCGAAAAGAUACAGGCCUACUUUGCUCCGAGAUUCCCAGAGGCCACGAGGGUGGGUAACGAGAUGAUCAAGACGAUUGAGGAGAGUCUUAGACAGAGAAAGGGCAAUGAGGGUAAC